Molecule: messenger RNA, 1143 nt
Organism: Chanos chanos (milkfish)
Lineage: Eukaryota; Metazoa; Chordata; Actinopteri; Gonorynchiformes; Chanidae
Gene: dnd1
Product: DND microRNA-mediated repression inhibitor 1
Exons: 4
Molecular function (GO): RNA binding
Source: RefSeq, a predicted model, not a curated record
GUACUCGGAGAAACGGAUGCUGAAGCCGAGGAGCUCACACAGAUUCUGAACCCACAGCGACUGAAAUCUUUGGAAGAGUGGCUUAAUAAGACGGCGAUCACACUGACCCAGGUUAAUGGCCAACGAAAGUAUGGCGGGCCGCCACCUGGUUGGACGGGACUGGCUCCAGGUCACGGCUGUGAGGUUUUCAUAAGCCAGAUUCCCCGGGAUGUGUAUGAGGAUCGUCUCAUCCCACUCUUCCAGAGCGUGGGUCCGCUCUAUGAGUUCCGGCUCAUGAUGAACUUCAGUGGCCAGAACCGUGGCUUCGCCUAUGCCAAAUACGGAGACCCAGUCAGUGCCACGGUGGCCAUCCAAACCCUGCACCACUACCGGCUCCAGGACGGGGUUCGGAUCAAUGUUCGCAGAAGCACGGAAAAGAACCAGCUGUGCCUGGAAGGGCUGCCAGCCAGCGUGGAAAAAGAGGAACUGUUUAGGUCGCUCCAGAACCUCUCUGAAGGGGUGGUAAGCGUCUCAGUGCAAUCCAAAGGAGGAAAGGAGCUGGCAGCACUGGUGCGCUAUUCCACCCACUAUGCUGCUUCCAUGGCAAAGAAAAUGCUGAUAGCAGCCUUCAAGACAAACUUUGGGAUCGCCAUCAAUGUGAAGUGGUUCCCCCCUAAGCCCAGGCACGUCAAGGAUGGCCACGAAGAGAGGUCUGUUGUGAUCCCAUCUGUGCCCAGAGCACUCCCCAACCCCCACUCCAACUUUUUUCAUCACGGCCCACAGAUGCGUAGUUCUUCUUGCCCCUCUUCACCUCCUCCUGGCUUCAGCCGCGCAGUGGGGGGUCCUGCUCAGCUGUUGAGGGAUCAGGCAUUGUCUCCGCACCUGAGGGCUGGAGAUGUGCCCUGUGAUGCCUUGUCUUUCCUGUGGUUGGUCUGUGAUCUCAUGAAGUUAGGAGUUCCAACCUAUGACAUCCAGCACCACUACACAGGCCCAGACGGGUUUAUCCACUUCUCUUACAGAGUGACCAUCCCUGCCAUACCCCUGCCUUUCUGUGGUGCAGUCCAGAUCCUGCCAGGUGCCAGUGUCGGCGCUAUGGAAAGGGAGGUCCGCCAGACCACUGCCAAGCAGGUUCUCAAAGCCCUUUACCAGCUCAUUGAGCCCUAG